CCCGGUCGGACGGGGAGGACGCCCGCGGGACAGCUACCUUUUUGGAAAGAUGGUUCUUCAUUGGAACUCGUUUUUUUGCUUUCCUGUCAUGCUUAUGUGCCAUUGGAUGGGGACGGCUUUAUCUUUGAAUCUGGAAGACCCCAAUGUGUGUAGCCACUGGGAAAGUUACUCAGUUACAGUGCAAGAGUCAUAUCCUCACCCUUUUGAUCAAAUUUACUACACUAGUUGUACUGACAUCCUAAACUGGUUUAAGUGCACACGACACAGGAUCAGUUACCGUACUGCAUACAGACAUGGUGAAAAAACAAUGUACAGGCGUAAAUCCCAGUGCUGCCCUGGAUUUUAUGAAAGCAGGGAAAUGUGUGUCCCUCAUUGUGCUGAUAAAUGUGUCCAUGGUCGUUGUAUUGCUCCAAACACCUGCCAGUGUGAGCCUGGCUGGGGAGGACCCAACUGCUCCAGUGCAUGUGACAAUGACCACUGGGGGCCUCACUGCAGCAGCCGCUGCCAGUGCAAAAAUGGAGCCUUGUGCAAUCCCAUCACUGGAGCCUGCCACUGUGCAUCAGGUUUCAAAGGUUGGCGCUGUGAAGAACGCUGCAGUCAAGGGACAUACGGAAACGAUUGCCAUCAAAAAUGUCAGUGCCAAAAUGGAGCCACCUGCGACCAUGUAACUGGAGAGUGCAAAUGUCCUCCUGGAUACACUGGUGCCUUCUGUGAGGACCUGUGUCCUCCUGGGAAGCAUGGGCCACAGUGCGAGGAGAGGUGCCCAUGCCAGAAUGGAGGUGUCUGCCACCACGUCACUGGGGAGUGUGCCUGCCCGCCAGGAUGGAUGGGCAUGGUCUGUGGUCAGCCUUGUCCUGAGGGCCGUUAUGGGAAAAAUUGUUCCCAGGAAUGCCAGUGCCACAACGGAGGGACCUGUGACUCAGCAACGGGUCAAUGCCAUUGCAGCCCAGGCUACACAGGGGAACGAUGCCAAGAUGAAUGUCCAGUGGGGAGUUAUGGUGCGCAGUGUGCUGAGACCUGCCAGUGUAUGAAUGGAGGGAAAUGUUACCACAUCAGUGGUGCCUGUCUCUGUGAACCAGGAUACACCGGAGAGCACUGUGAAACGAGGUUUUGCCCUGAGGAAAUCUAUGGUCUGAAAUGUGAUAAAAAGUGCCCCUGCCACAUGCCUAAUACCUGGAGCUGUCAUCCUAUGUCUGGGGAAUGCUCCUGCAAGCCCGGCUGGUCUGGGCUCUACUGCAACGAGACUUGUUCCCCGGGAUUCUAUGGCGAGUCAUGUCAGCAAAUCUGCAGCUGCCAAAAUGGUGCUGACUGUGAUAGUGUGACUGGAAAAUGCACCUGUGCCCCUGGAUUUAAGGGUGCUGCUUGUGGUACUCCUUGUCUUCCGGGGACAUAUGGAGUAAACUGUUCAUCUGUGUGCAACUGCAAAAAUGAAGCCAUCUGUUCACCAGUCGAUGGUUCUUGUGCCUGCAAAGCAGGUUGGCACGGUGUAGAUUGCUCAAUAAAUUGCCCCAGUGGUACCUGGGGACUCGGCUGUAACUUAACUUGCCAGUGCCUUAAUGGAGGGGCUUGCAAUGCACUGGAUGGAACCUGUACCUGUGCCCCGGGCUGGAGAGGAGAAAAAUGUGAACUUCCUUGCCAGGAUGGCACGUAUGGUAUGGAUUGUGCUGAACGCUGUGACUGCAGCCAUGCAGACGGUUGUCAUCCCACCACGGGUUACUGUCGCUGUCUACCAGGAUGGUCAGGCAUUCACUGUGACAGUGUGUGUGCUGAGGGACAGUGGGGUCCAAAUUGCUCGUUGUCUUGUUACUGCAAAAAUGGAGCAUCCUGCUCUCCAGAUGAUGGAAUCUGUGAGUGUGCACCAGGAUACAGAGGCACCACUUGUCAGAGAAUUUGUUCCCCUGGGUUUUAUGGACAUCGCUGCAGCCAGACGUGCCCCCAGUGUGUCCACAGCAGUGGUCCCUGCCACCAUAUUACUGGCUUAUGUGACUGCUUACCUGGAUUUACAGGAGCCCUCUGUAAUGAAGUAUGUCCAAGUGGCAGAUUUGGUAAGAACUGCAUAGGAAUAUGCACCUGCACCAAUAAUGGAACAUGUAAUCCCAUCGAUAGAUCCUGUCAGUGCUACCCUGGAUGGAUUGGUAGUGACUGCUCUCAGCCUUGCCCACCUUCCCACUGGGGACCAAACUGCAUCCACACGUGCAACUGUCAUAAUGGAGCACACUGCAGUGCCUACGAUGGGGAGUGCAAAUGUACCCCAGGAUGGACUGGCCUCUACUGUACACAAAGAUGUCCUCUAGGAUUUUAUGGGAAGGACUGUGCACUGAUAUGCCAGUGUGAGAACGGAGCUGACUGUGACCACAUCAGUGGCCAGUGCACCUGCCGCACAGGGUUCAUGGGGAAGCACUGUGAGCAGAAAUGCCCUCAAGGUACAUAUGGGUAUGGAUGCCGGCAGAUAUGUGACUGUCUGAACAACUCAACCUGUGACCACAUAACAGGAACAUGUUACUGCAGCCCGGGCUGGAAAGGUGCCAGGUGUGAUCAAGCUGGUGUAAUUAUAGUGGGAAACUUGAACAGUUUAAGCCGUACCAGUACUGCCGUCCCUGCUGAUUCUUAUCAGAUAGGGGCAAUAGCAGGCAUCAUCGUUCUUGUCCUGGUUGUGCUUUUCCUGCUAGUGCUGUUCGUCAUUUACAGACAUAAGCAGAAAGGAAAAGAAUCAAAUAUGCCUGCAGUGACCUAUACCCCUGCUAUGAGGGUCAUCAAUGCAGAUUACACUAUUUCAGAAGCGAUCCCUCACAGUAAUGGUGGAAAUGCUAAUAGUCACUACUUCUCUAACCCUAGCUAUCACACUCUAACUCAGUGCACUACCUCGCCUCAUGUCAACAACAUGGACAGACUGACCCUGGCAAAGGCAAAAAACAAUCAGCUGUUUGUGAACCUUAAAAAUGUGGAACCUGGAAAACAAGGCACUGUCAUGGACUAUACAGGAACACUGCCUGCUGACUGGAAACAUGGUGGCUACCUCAAUGAGCUUGGUGCUUUUGGACUUGAUAGGGGAUAUAUGGGAAAGUCCCUGAAAGAUCUAGUGAAGAACUCAGAAUACAAUUUAAGUAACUGCUCCCUAAGUAGUUCUGAGAACCCAUAUGCUACUAUAAAAGACCCACCAGCUCUUGUACCAAAAAGUUCAGAAUGCGGCUACGUUGAAAUGAAGUCACCAGCACGCAGGGACUCCCCAUACGCUGAGAUUGCCAGCUCUAGUUCAGCCACUAAGAAUGUUUAUGAAGUUGAACCUACAGUGAGUGUUGUCCAGGGAGCAUUCAGCAGUGGACGUUUCAGCCAGGAUCCUUAUGACCUUCCGAAAAACAGCCAUAUUCCAGGUCACUAUGACUUGCUACCAGUUCGAGACAGCCCCACAUCCUCUACAAAGGAGGUCAACAGUGAAUGACCCCAAAAGCUGAUUUGUAGCACAGUGGGACUUUCAAGGGGUGAAAGUGGCAUGGUUGUGCUCCUUCAUCCAGAUCACCAUCGUAUUUGGCUCCUAGUCUGUCCAGCAGACAAUUGCUGUACAUUAAACCGAAUCUCAAUGUGAGGUUUGUAUUACGUAUACAAGUGACAGAUGGGACAAAUGCCACAUUCUGGGGAUCCUGAUCAUUCUUUUUAUUCAUGGCAGUAAAUUUUAUAGAAACAGGUAUGCAACACAUUUAUACUGUAAUAUAUUGGCUUGAAAAUAUUAGUUUGCAGAUCAGUUUUGAUAACAUCCCAAUCCAGUGACUUUUAUGUUUGUUGUUUUGCUGUAAAAGUACUCCCAGGACAGUGCAAUGUACCAAAACCCACUUUGUACAGGUGAUCUGAUUCACUAGGUAUGUAGAAGAAAAAACUGCCUUGCUGAAUUUUACCUUCCAUUCUGAUCUUUAGUCAAGGCAUAUAAGGAAACAAGGUGUGAUGGGGAUAAGCACAAUACUGCAGCUGUUUGGGAAAAACAUCAUCAGGGAUUUUUGUCCAUUACUUCUGGUGGCCAUACCUUGCUUAAAUAGUUUUGGAGAUAAAUGCAUUGUACACAUCAAUGUAAUAUGAUGCCUCAAGAUCUCUCGUUCCUUCAGACCCAGCACCAGUCUUCCAAGAAAUCUUUUUCUACUGUUCCAACUCAAUAUGUUGCAGUUCUGAACAUUAUUUCUGCUAUACACAACCAAUAAUCCAGCAUAUAUUGGUAAUUAUUUUUUAAAAUACAUAAAUUAAAUUAGUUUAUUUUUGCCACCAUGGACUGAUUAUGUAAGGAGUGGACAAAGGUGAUGACUGCUGUAAAUCUUAACUGCAAGAAAAGGUUUACAUUUUAUAAACAGGUAGUGACUGUAAUAUAGGAUUAAAAAAGAGUCCUGAUUUUUUUCUCUUAGCAAUAACUAAGCAAUUUCUUUGCAUACUUGCUAAAAAGGCACCUUUUCUUUUUUAUAGUUGAUGUAGGAAAGCACAUGCUUAAGCUGGUCUUUGGCAUUGCUAAUAACAUGACACAUAUACCCCCAUUCUUUAUUAACUUGUGUCUCUUAUUUUUUUCCUGUGUCUGUGUUUCUAGUGAUCUAGCUUGUAUUGAAAAAGAAAUAUUAUACUGUGUACCCACUUAUUUUGUAUUUUUGCCAACUGGCCUUUAUUUUGUCUAAUUAAGAGGACCUCUGGACACAUGGAGAGGACUAAAAUAAUUCCUGUCAUACUAAUGUCUGUCAGGGGUGGUUACCUAAUACAUCAUAAUUAAUUAAUUGGGAAAACCAACAAAAAGUCGUGGUGUUUUCAUCAAGGAUAAAAAAAAAGAAUACAAAAAACAAGUGAAAAAACAGCCCCUCUUUAGGUUUAGCUUAUUCUGUUGGCUAUCUGGAUGGAGACCAUCUUUCCAAAAGGCCCCUUUCUCUCCCUCCAAAACAGUCUGUUGUGAACUGAGCAAUUAUAAUUUGCCUAGGUGUCCAUCCAUGGAAGCAAAGUUGUUUCCUGGGCAUAUCAGCCUGCAAAUAAAAUGCUUGAUAUAGACUGGACAUUUUGUUUGACUGGAAAUUUACCUUUAGAAAACAAAAAAUGGUGUGGCAGCUUUGCUCUCAGCUGCUCUUGCUAUCAGUUAUCCUAACAGCUAACAUGCUUGUAAGAUAACCCCAUCAGGCUUUUCCACUCUGCCCUAGCAGUAAACCUGCAACUUCUUGAGAAUAGCUUGUCCUGAAGGUUGGUAUAUCCCUGAUAGAUGAAGAAAGGACACAAGCAGUUGUGCUGUAUGCCAUACAAUGGAAAGUACUUGUCCCCUCCUCUUUCUGUGUUGAAGUGACAUUUUGGCUCGUGAGGCCUGUGGUACACUGUAAUGAUAUGAAGGGUAGCCCAUCAGUCAAGAUUUGGGUGCAUGUGCACAGGGAGUGCCACAAACAUUUUUGUCUCUACAUCUGAACUGCAAUACAGUCAAAGACAAAGAGUUAUCACUGUUGUGACAGCAUUGCUGUGUUCCUAAGAAAAACACAACCAGUUACCUUGAGAAUCCUAAAUCCAACAGAGGAUCAACUGGAAGAAAAAAUGAAAAAUCUUUGGGGAAUUUUAUUUUUUAAAGGAAGCCCAGAGCUGAAAUAGAAACACAAGUUGACUUUAUUGGGUGUCAUUGUGGUGAUAAAUGAAAGAUCUGCAUCUGAUGACAUUGCUGCAGAUGUGCUCAUACUUGACAGUGUGUCUGUAUGAAGUCCCAUGUAACAUUCUUGGUUCUCACUGGCCAUGAGCACUGUUUGUUUUGCAAUUCCACUGCCAUUUUAUAUACUCUUGGAAUAAAUGAUUUGAUUAUCUUGAGGUUUUGUAAAUACAGAAAUUAACUACAAGGUCUUAAAAGCCAAUUAUCAUUUAAGCCCUCUGUGAGACAGAAGUUUUUAUUGGGUUUGUGUGCAUAUAGGUAACAUGUAGAGCUACUGGUAUAUACAUGUGUUUGUACUGUGUGAAACAGACUUUAAAAUAAAGCAUUUCAUCUCUGAAGCCAUGAAUAGUAAAUGCUGUAUUUAGCAAUUGUGAGCUCACAAAAAAAUAUUUUCUUACUCUGUGUAAAAUUUGGAGACCACUAAAUAAAUUAAUCUUCAUAAUAUAAGCUUUUUUUUAUAUAUAUAUGAAAAAUGAAAAGCUGAAUAAAUUAUAUUUGGUUUAAAGUUUCCAGUAUGUCACAUAUCCUCAAGAGAUAUAUUGUCACAUAUUCAUGGAAAUAGAUGAAUUUCUGAUAAUAUUGCCUAUUGUGCAGUGCUAAAUAUACACAUUACCAAAGUCUAUUUUUCUAUAUGUGGGUAAUAUUCCUGCUGUGUAGUCAGCAUAAGCAAUGUUGGCAUAUAUCCCAUCUGGAUUUGCAGUAUGUGUAGGUCAGGUAAAAAAAUGUGAAGUGAAUUCAGAAAACAGAUUCCUUGCAGGGAAUACAUUCUUUUUUGAGUGGUAGCCCUGUAUUCUUCCUGAGGAAGCAAGCACAUGGGGCUUGCAUUCGCAAUUCUGCUGUCUCAUGCACAGCUAGGGAGGCUCACUCUGGCAUACACUUAACUGUAAAUUUAAGAGGCCUCCAACUCAAUCUCUGGUCAUGUAACCUGUAUUAUAGAUCAUGGUAAGAAAUAUUUCUGAAAAUGCAGACUUUGUUGUGGUGGGAACUUAAUGAGUAAGCUGAUAGAGCAGUUUUAGCUAACAUCAUCUGCUAAGAGGACCGACUUUGCCACACACAGGAAUGGAGAGAUGUUUAGAUGUCUUGCCUCUAUAUAUUCACAUUUCAAAAGUGACAAAUAUGGCACUGAAAGAUAGCUAUCCUCUAGCAAUUUGUUACCAGUUUAAUAAAGUGCAAAAUGCUGCACAGUUAAUAGCUGAUUUUAUAGUAAGUGGUGAAUAUAAACUUUAGGUUUUAAAUAACGUAGCUGUAUGGGCAUACAAACUUUGGUCAUUAGACACAGAAGGGAACCCCAAAGCUUUUCAAUGUAUCAAAGAUUUUUAGUCACAACAUGCUCUUAUGCAUAAAUUUUUUCUGUAUCUUGAUCUACCCAGAGAAUUCCCAUUCAUUUUGAGAUAGGCUCACAGACUGCAGAGAAAAGAAGACUGCAUUAUAUUCAUACUCUUUGUUGAGACAAUCUGCAAAGUCAAUAUUGACACAUAGUAUAAAACAGAACUGGGGAAUGUGUUAAUUAAAACUUACUGGAUUUUUUAAGUACUGUGACUACAGCUGAAUUAUUUUUAUGAGAGAUGUGUGCAAAUAAUAAUCCUUAUACUGAAGCUCUGAAGUCCAGACUGAGGAAUACUGAGCUAAUUUUGUCUGAAAUGCUUUACAUUAAAUUGUAUAUAAAGUAGUUUAAAUGACUGAAAACAAAUGGGGUGCAUCUUUACUGAUUACGUGCAGGAAACCUUGUCAUUUGGUACACUGACUCAUACAAGUGCUAGAGCACUGAACGUAACUUCAGGUUUUUUAGCUCACAAAACCUUCACUUUGAUAUGACAGAACUGUAAUACAUUUUAAAAUAAAAGCUAUCACAUAUACCUGACUUUUUUUGUUGUUGUUGUAGCUACUGCACACACAAAUUGUUGUGAAGUUGCAUCUGUUUUCCAAAGAUGACUGAUGUUCAUCAUUCUGCCCGUCACUGCCAUUUAUUUCCCUUCAUGUACCUGUAGGUUAAUGUAAUAAAGUUUGUAAUGAAAGAUGAAAAA
Pogoniulus pusillus (Red-fronted tinkerbird) is the source of this 7662-nucleotide messenger RNA. It is a transcript of the gene MEGF10, whose product is annotated as multiple EGF like domains 10. Gene Ontology annotation, molecular function: Notch binding. NCBI's taxonomy places the organism in Eukaryota, Metazoa, Chordata, Aves, Piciformes, Lybiidae. The coding region runs from base 50 to 3439 and encodes 1129 amino acids. The transcript is spliced from 25 exons. The record is from RefSeq and is a predicted model, not a curated record. Gene Ontology annotation, biological process: apoptotic cell clearance.